This is a messenger RNA of Thlaspi arvense, 215 nucleotides long. NCBI's taxonomy places the organism in Eukaryota, Viridiplantae, Streptophyta, Magnoliopsida, Brassicales, Brassicaceae. The record is from the annotation of a GenBank genome assembly.
CUAUGGAGACGAAUUUGCUCAGAAACGACAUUAGAAGCUUCUCUUCUUGCCAAAAAUGGGAGCUUGUUCUCGCUAAUCUUGUAUUUCAGGAUUUUCGGGUUCUUGGGGAAGACAAAGCUUUCAUUAGUGAAACUGUAUCUGUUACCAUUUUUGGAUCAUUUGUUUUUAUAAAUUCUGUGAACCAUCAGAGAGAUGAUCAGAAGGUGCAUCAAACA